UGUACGUACAUAUAUAUUGACAAAGCCUUGGUCGUCACUCUUGAUCAAUUUAAAUUCAAUGUUGAAAAGACAUUGCACGAGUGUGGAACUAUUACCCCACGAUGUGGCAGAGCUCAUCCUUGAGAGACUUCCCGUGGAAUCUCUACUUAGAUUCAAGUGUAUAUCCAAGAAUUGGAAAUCAACAAUCGAGUCCCGACGUUUCCAAGAAACACAACUGAUCCGUCGUAGGCAAUCACGAGGUCCAGAUGUUCUUUGUGUGUGUCUCAAAUAUACUGAUGAUUAUAGUGAUGAGGAAACAGAUGCUCAAAGAAUUGUGCUGGGGUCAUCAAUAGUUUCCACGGUCAGUUUUCCUACUUCGGGCAGCACGUUCUGCCAUGGUAGUUGUGACGGUCUAAUAUGCUUCUACUCACUAGUAGAACUGCGUGUCAGUGUCGUGGUGAACCCCGCCACCAGAUAUCAACGAAGUUUUCCACUUUCAAACUAUGAACAGCUCCUCAGGGAGAGAUUUUUCUGUCCAACUCCUGGGCUCGGAUUUGGUAAAGACAAAGUCAUGGGCACGUAUAAGCCGGUUUAUUUAUAUAAUUCAUCCGAAUUUGACCUAGACAACAUUACUACCUGUGAAGUUUUCGAUUUUAGAACCAAUGCUUGGAGGUACCUUGUUUCUGCUUCUCCUUAUCGGAUUCGUUCUUUCCAGAAGCCCGUGUAUUUUGAUGGGUCACUUUAUUGGUUAACCGCGUGUGAAGAAACCAAGAUAUUAUCUCUUGAUCUUCACACCGAAACUUUUCAAGUCAUCUGUAAAGCUCCCUUUGCUCAUGCACGUGGCCGUUUCGACGUCUUCAUCUCCAUCCUCGAUAACCGCUUGUGCGUAUCUAGGAGAAAAUAUACCACCCAAGUGAUAUGGUCGUUGGAUUCUUCAGGCGGCACCAAGACAUGGAAGAAAAUGUGUUCGCUAAAUCUCACCAAUACUUUGUCUUGGUUCGGGGAAUGCCACCUCUUACCAAUCGCAAUUCUGGACAAGAAUAAGUUAUUACUUCAUAGUCAUGUAUACUUGCAACCAGUGUAUAUAUCCUAUGUGUGGGUCUUGAACAUUUCGGUUAGCUCAGAUUACGCGUAUCAACUGGCACGUUUGGAGGCUGGGAAGAUAGGGGGAGUUAUACCAACAACCUCAAAUUCUUCACCGAAUCAACCUGAGGAAAUUCCAGAAGCAAGUGCUACACAAGCAAAUGAUAGUAUUCCACAAAAUGAAGAUCGUGUUCUAGUGAAGUGA
Messenger RNA from Raphanus sativus (radish), 1267 nucleotides. Its product is annotated as F-box protein At1g11270-like. The transcript has 3 exons. The coding region runs from base 59 to 1267 and encodes 402 amino acids. Lineage: Eukaryota; Viridiplantae; Streptophyta; Magnoliopsida; Brassicales; Brassicaceae. Gene Ontology annotation, molecular function: protein binding. The record is from RefSeq and is a predicted model, not a curated record.